GCCGAGGGCCCCUGACUCGGCUUGGUGAAGCAACAUGGACCGGAUGGCCAGCUCCAUGAAGCAGGUUCCCAACCCGCUGCCCAAGGUGUUGAGCCGGCGUGGGGUCGGCUCCGGGCUGGAGGCGACGGAGCGCGAGAGCUUCGAGCGGACUCAGACUAUCAGCAUCAAUAAGGCCAUUAAUGCCCAGGAAGUGGCCGUCAAGGAGAAACACGCCAGAACCUGCAUCUUGGGCACCCACCAUGAGAAAGGUGCGCACACCUUCUGGUCUGUGGUCAACCGGUUGCCCCUGUCAAGCAACGCCAUGCUCUGCUGGAAGUUCUGCCAUGUGUUCCACAAGCUCCUCCGAGACGGACACCCAAAUGUCUUGAAGGACUCUCUGAGAUACAAGAAUGAGUUGAGUGACAUGAGCAGGAUGUGGGGCCACCUGAGUGAGGGCUAUGGGCAGCUGUGCAGCAUCUAUCUGAAGCUACUGAAGACCAAGAUGGAGUUCCACACCAAGAAUCCCCGGUUCCCAGGCAACCUGCAGAUGAAUGACCGCCAGCUGGAUGAGGCCGGCGAGAGCGACGUGAACAAUUUUUUCCAGCUCACGGUGGAGAUGUUCGACUACCUGGAAUGUGAACUUAGCCUCUUCCAGACUGUGUUCAGCUCCCUGGACAUGUCACGCUCCGUAUCGGUGACGGCGGCGGGCCAGUGCCGCCUGGCCCCCCUCAUCCAGGUCAUCCUGGACUGCAGCCACCUGUAUGACUACACCGUCAAGCUCCUCUUCAAGCUCCACUCAUGUCUCCCCGCUGACACCCUGCAGGGCCACCGAGACCGCUUCAUGGAGCAGUUCACAAAGUUGAGAGACCUGUUCCACCGUUCCAGCAACCUGCAGUACUUCAAACGGCUCAUCCAGAUACCGCAGCUGCCCGAGAACCCCCCAAACUUCCUGCGAGCCUCGGCCCUGUCGGAGCAUAUCAGUCCGGUGGUGGUGAUCCCUGCAGAGGCCUCAUCCCCUGACAGUGAGCCAGCGCUGGACAAAGGGCACCUGGUAGACGUGGAUGCUGCCCGGCAGACCUUGUUUGACGACAAGUUUGAUGGCAUCUUUGGCAGCUCGCUGAGCAGUGAUCCCUUCAACUUUGACAGUCAGAACGGCGUGAGCAAGGAUGGGAAGGACCACCUGAUCGAGCAGCUGUACGGGGAGAUCCGCGGGCUCACAGCACAGCUGGAGAAGGUUAAGGCAGAGAGCCAGCGGGCCAUGCUGCAGCUGAAGGGCCGCGUGAGCGAGCUGGAGGCUGAGCUGGCAGAGCAGAAGCACCUGGGGCGGCAGGCGACGGAUGACUGCGAGUUCCUGCGCACAGAGCUGGACGAGCUCAAGAAGCAACGGGAAGACACGGAGAAGGCACAGCGGAGCCUGACGGAGAUCGAGAGGAAGGCACAGGCCAACGAACAGCGCUACAGCAAACUGAAGGAGAAGUACAGUGAGCUGGUGCAGAACCAUGCCGACCUGCUGCGCAAGAACGCCGAGGUGACCAAGCAGGUGUCGGUGGCCAGGCAAGCACAGGCAGAGCUGGAGCGAGAGAAGAGCGAGCUGCAGGGUGCGCUCCAGCACGUGAGUGAGCAGGCCCAGCGCAAGACUCAGGAACAGCAGGAAGUUCUAGAAAGCUUAAAGCAAGAACUUGUCAGCAGCAGGCAGGAGGUGCAGGUCCUCCACGGCAGCCUGGAAACAUCUGCCCAGUCAGAGGCGAAGUGGGUGACGCAGAUCACGGCAUUGGAAGAGGAGCGUGGCAGUUUGGCGAGCACUGCCGCCCAACGGGAGGAGGAAAUGGCAGCCCUACGGAAACGGCUGGAAGACACCCAGGCCAAGCUGGUUGUUUCCCAGGAAUCUCUGUGCCAGUUGGAGAAAGACCAGCGCAGGGUGCUCCUGGAAGGUUCCAGGAAGGCUGCAGAGCGGGUGGUCCAGGAGGCCCUGGACAGGCUGGAGGAGCCCACCCUCAUCAGCUGCGUGGGGUCAGCAGAUCACCUUCUCUCCAAGAUCAAGUGUGUUUCCAGCUGUCUUGACCAACUGGAAAAGGACCAGACCCAGUACCUGGCCAACCCAGAAGGCCUCAGCCGGCUCCUGCACUCCAUCACCCUCCUCGCCCACCUCACCAGUGACACCAUUGCACACGGGAGUGCCACCAGCCUCCGCGCGCCCCCGGAGCCGGCCGACUCUCUGAGCGAGGCCUGUACGCAGUGUGGCAGGGAGACUCUGGCCUUCCUCACCUCCCUGAAGGACGAGGGAUCCCUGGAGAAGGCCGACAGCACAGCUGUGAGGAGCAGUCUCAGCAGGAUCCAGGCCAUUGGCGAGGAGCUGCUGCCCAGGGGCCUGGACAUCAGACAGGAGGAGCUGGGGGACCUGGUGGACAAGGAGAUGGCCGCCACUUCCGCUGCCAUUGAAGCCGCCACGACCCGCAUUGAGGAAAUGCUCAGCAAAUCCCGAGCGGGAGACACGGGCGUCAAACUGGAGGUGAAUGAAAGGAUCCUUGGGUCCUGUACCUGCCUGAUGCAAGCCAUCCAGGCUCUGGUGGCAGCCUCCAAGGACCUCCAGAGGGAGAUUGUGGACAGUGGCCGGGGUACUGCCUCCCCUAAGGAAUUUUAUGCCAAGAAUUCUCGGUGGACAGAAGGACUCAUCUCAGCCUCCAAAGCUGUGGGCUGGGGAGCCACUGUCAUGGUGGACGCUGCUGACCUGGUGGUACAGGGCAAAGGGAAGUUUGAAGAGCUGAUGGUGUGUUCCCAUGAGAUCGCUGCUAGCACAGCCCAGCUCGUGGCUGCAUCCAAGGUGAAAGCAGACAAGGACAGCCCCAACCUGGCCCAGCUGCAGCAGGCAUCAAGGGGCGUGAAUCAGGCCACGGCAGGAGUGGUGGCCUCCACCAUUUCUGGCAAAUCACAGAUUGAGGAAUCAGACAGCAUGGACUUCUCCAGCAUGACGCUGACACAGAUCAAGCGCCAGGAGAUGGAUUCCCAGGUUAGGGUGCUAGAGCUGGAAAAUGAACUACAAAAGGAGCGGCAGAAAUUAGGAGAGCUGAGGAAAAAGCACUACGAGCUCGCUGGCGUGGCAGAAGGCUGGGAAGAAGGAACAGAGGUGCCCACAUCUACGCUGCAAGAGGCGGUCCCCGAGAAAGAAUAGAGCCAAGCCAGUGCCCACACGCCAGUAUAAAUCCUCAACACCCACCUGUGUGUGUGCCACUCCUGCCACAGACCAGCCUCUCCACUGAGGACCUGUGUGGCCCUUUGAAGGCUCCGCCCUCGGUGCUGCCCCUACAUGCACACACAAUCUGGGAUAUUUCUCUGCAUCCCUGGGGUCCAGCCUGCCCAGCACCCGCUGACCUAGAGGGAGCAGCUCAUGCCUCUUUCUUCUUCCUUCAGUCUCUUCUGGGAUCAUCGUUGGCACAAUGUUGAGCCUCUGAGAGCCAGAGGUGGACACAUAGGCGCCAUUAGAGAAUGUUGUCUGUCCAUGCAGUGGAAUGCAAGGUCCUGGCGGAGCCCUCGCUCUCCUUCAGAUCUGCACCGCUUCCUCCAGGGUUCCUUCACGCUCUUGGUUUUCUAUUUUCCACAUUUCACUCACACAGCCAACUCUCCCAUAGGCCUGUCCCAGGACUCUGAGCCCUUGGGGGCCCCACCAUGGUGCCACUCAAGCUUUGCCUUGGUGCUCCUGCUCUGCCUGCUCGCCGGGUGUCCCCAAGUACACUGAGGCCACCCCAGGGUGGGUGACAGCCUCCUCUAUGUCCCAAGCAGAGCGAGUGCCUUCUCUUCCUCGUGCUGGACGCCGGCCCAACACCUCUACACCCUUAAAAGCCACAGGGCACCUGAGCACCACCCCCAGGGGACACCUGCAACCCCCUUCAUUGUGUGCUUCAAUGGAGCUGGUGGCAAGUGGCCAUGGAGGCCUUUCCAGUCCCUCCCACCACCUGUCUGCCAUGGUGACAUCGUGAAUCUGCAGAAGACGGUUCCAUGUGCUCUUACCCCCUCCCUCCUGUCCGGAAGAGCUCCGGGCCGUAGGGGAUCCUUCUAUUAACCAGUCCUGAGAGCAGGGUACCCAGUGUGCACUGUGUCUCUGCCAUCUUCACAGCUCACAAAGGAUGCCCUCCCUGGCCACUGCUGUGCUUGGGUCCCAAAACAGACAAGGUCCUCAGUGUGUGGGGGGCUAACGUUUGGGGAUCCCCAGCCCAGGACCUCCAUCCCCUGUCCCAGCUCUUGCUACGCUGCAGACAGGAUGAGGACAAAGGGCACAGCCUCUAAAGACGGCACUUUCCCGCUUCCAAGUAACCCUGUGUUAAGUGACCUUCCAAUCCUGGCAACACACCGUCUUCCUUACCAGUAGGAGCCCAUAAGCAGUUCCUAGACCUCGUCCCUGCAGGACGUAGUCAUGAGACUGGAUUGCUAUGUGAUGGGUUGUGAGACUCUGCUUGAUCACUGUGAAUUACCCCUUCUGCCCUGCCCACCCCCACUCUGCACUCCACUGUCCAGGAACUUGGACAGUCACUCGACAUGAGACCUCCAUGCCAGGCUAAUGAAGUGUUGCUAUAGACAUGGGCCAACUGCUGUGGAGGCGUCCCUGCUCACUCAUGCCAGUGGGGCCCCAAAGGGGCUACCCCAGCCACCCCUGCUCCUUGUCUCAUGAAUCUGCUAAUCAAUUACAUCAGGACAGACUGGAUCCUCAAACUCACUAAUAAAAGGAUCACAGCAGGGCUGGAGACAUGGCUUAAGAGGUAGAGCCUGCCUAGCAAACAGAAACCCAUGAGUUCAAACAAUAAACCCUCAUGAUGAGUUCAAACAAUAAACCCUCAUGAGCUCAUCCUGAGUGAUAGAAGAGUGGAA
Molecule: messenger RNA, 4839 nt
Organism: Dipodomys ordii (Ord's kangaroo rat)
Lineage: Eukaryota; Metazoa; Chordata; Mammalia; Rodentia; Heteromyidae
Gene: Hip1
Product: huntingtin interacting protein 1
Exons: 31
Coding region: 35-3148 (1037 amino acids)
Biological process (GO): actin filament organization; clathrin coat assembly; endocytosis
Cellular component (GO): clathrin-coated vesicle; actin cortical patch; extrinsic component of postsynaptic membrane
Molecular function (GO): phosphatidylinositol-3,5-bisphosphate binding; phosphatidylinositol-3,4-bisphosphate binding; clathrin light chain binding
Source: RefSeq, a predicted model, not a curated record